Carassius gibelio (silver crucian carp) is the source of this 4992-nucleotide messenger RNA. Its product is annotated as calcium uptake protein 3, mitochondrial-like. Gene Ontology annotation, biological process: calcium import into the mitochondrion; mitochondrial calcium ion homeostasis. Gene Ontology annotation, molecular function: calcium ion binding. The record is from RefSeq and is a predicted model, not a curated record. NCBI's taxonomy places the organism in Eukaryota, Metazoa, Chordata, Actinopteri, Cypriniformes, Cyprinidae. The transcript has 15 exons. Gene Ontology annotation, cellular component: uniplex complex. The coding region runs from base 45 to 1517 and encodes 490 amino acids.
UGUGAACUCGAGAAUCUUGCACAAAUUCUGUCAUACCUACAAUAAUGGCCGCUGUGCGCAGACUAGGAGUCAUAUUUAGGAGUUUGUCGCUGUCGUCAGCUACACGGAAUGCGCUUUUUCGUUCUCCGGUCAAGGAUAACCGAUGCAUACCCCGAGGGAUAGCGGUUGCUGUGGGCGUUGCGACCGGAGGAGCGGUGUUGUAUUGUUACUAUUCAGAAAUGUGCGGAUUCAGAGGGAGGAAAGCCCCGAUAAAUGGAAUAGGCUGUCGGGCUCUGCUGCCUUCACUACCCGCUGUAGCCGCCAAGGAGAAGGCUCCACUGUUUGAUUUUGAUGAAAGUGAGGUGUACAUGUCGUCUCAUGAGCAUCGUUUCCGUCUCUUCAGCUCAGUGGAGUAUGAGGGACAGCUGUACAUGACUCCUCAGAACUUCAUCGAGUCGGUCACCAUGAGCGAACCCCGCAUAAGGAAACCUUGGAAGUCCCUCAACAAACAGGAGCUGGAGAAGAUCUUGUCUGACACUCCACCAGUGUGGAAAGGAACAUCUAAGCUGUUCCGGAACCUUCGGGAAAGAGGCAUCAUCGCUUACACGGAGUAUCUCUUUCUGCUCAGCAUUCUGACAAAGCCUCAUGCAGGCUUUAAGAUUGCUUUUAACAUGUUUGAUGCUGACGGUAACCAGAUGGUGGAUAAACGGGAAUUUCUUGUGUUGCAAGAAAUCUUUCGAAAGAAAAAUGAGAAGAAAGGAAGAAGGGGAGAUGUUGAAAAAUCUGCUCAACUGAGUAUGCAGCUCUAUGGAUAUCAGGUUGCCCCCAUCAACAGCGUGCUAAAAAAAGAGAGUCAGGAGUUUGUGCCCAGGAGCUACUGGGAUAUACUGAGACGUGGCGCGAGCCAGGCCCUGUUUUCUGAUCUGGCAGAGCGUGCCGAUGAGAACAUGAUGAUUGACACCACUCUGCUUGUGCACUUCUUUGGCAAGAAAGGAAAGGCAGAGCUAACAUUUGACGACUUCUACAGAUUUAUGGAUAAUCUGCAAACGGAAAUGUUGGAGAUCGAGUUCCUGACUUAUUCCAAAGGCAUGACCACCAUCAGCGAGGAGGACUUUGCACGGAUUUUGCUGCGCUACACUAAUGUAGAAGAUAUCCGCAGCUAUCUGGAGAAUGUGCGGCAGUGUAUACCUGAUGAGAAGGGCAUCACCUUUGAAGAAUUCAGGUCUUUCUUCCAGUUCCUCAAUAACCUCGAAGACUUCGCCAUUGCCAUGCAGAUGUACAACUUUGCAUGUCGCUCCAUUGGACAAGAUGAGUUUGCUCGGGCAGUGUAUGUUGCAACAGGCCUUAAGCUGACCCGUCACCUCGUUAACACCAUCUUCAAGAUAUUUGAUGUGGAUCAUGAUGAUCAGCUCAGUUACAAAGAGUUCAUUGGUAUCAUGAAGGACCGGCUGCACCGUGGAGGCAGGGGCUAUAAGACCGUAGAGCGUUUUACUUCAUUUAAAUCAUGUCUGAAGAAGGAACUGGCGGGAAGCAGGUGAAUGAAAAUCAGGAACAUGGCUUUUCUGGCUCAGAAUGAAACUGAUUUGUCUGCUCUGGAAACGUUUGAGAGAAGAUAUAGUGCUAGAGAUUCCAUCAUAAAAUCUACCUCCUCCUCUUCUGAUUUUGAAUUCUUGGGCAACUUGGAUUGUGAUAGUGUCUCUGCGUUCAGUGCUCUACACUGCAUGUUCAAGUAUCUGCACAGGCCUGCAUGAUCAAACUUUAUUCUGUAAUCAACUAUUAAUCUAUUAAUAAUUUGCAUGCAACCUGGAGGACGGCAUAUCUCUCUGCUGUGUAUCUGAAUUUCAGCUGGUAUAAUUUGUAUAUGUUUUGAAGUUGCUUUGAUGGCUGUCGUGGCAAAGUAAAGAAAUAUUUUUCUUUUGCAUUUUUAAUAGAAAUGUUUUAAGCAAGAUGAGUUACUCAUUGUGGCCUUUUAUUGGUUAUAUUUAUACUAUAUUAUAUUGCAUCAUGCCAUACAUUUCAUUAUGCCAAUUACAAACAAAGAUAUUUUUUCCCACUUUCAGGAUUGUUAAAAUAUAAUCAUACUGAGUGAAAACAGUAAUCCUUUAUGGUAAUAGGCAACCAAAAUCAUAAAUUGGGUUUGAAAGAGAUUAUGUAGCUCAUGUAGCAUUAAACCCAAUAAUCAGCAUUGCCUUAAUCUAAAAUUGUUAUUUUAUCACACAAUUUAUUUUUGAACAGGUAUGAGUGUACAAAGAUUGUCUGAGGCAAUUAACAAAAAGUCUAAACAUGCUUUUUAGACUGUACUGUUAUGCAAGCAUUUAACAAAUACAGACCUGAAAUUCCAUAUUAUGCAAGUCAAUAAAGUGGUUUCAAUAUGCAAAUUUAUCACUGUGUUUUUUAAGAUCGAUGUGUCCAAUGAUUCUGUAUGACAUAAUAGGUAUAAUCUUAAUAUAGUCUGUACACAUGUUCUUAUAUUAGAGUAUUAUUUCUCCAUGAAUGUAUUCUGUGCAUAUUUAAAACAUUUAUAGGAGAAAUAGAUUGUGCUCAGAAAAAGUUUCCAUUAGUUACAUUUUGAAACGUGCUGCUGGCUGUAUUUGGUUAUUAAACUUAUUUUAAGGACGUAUGUCUUCAGAAUACCGCAAGUGCUGUUUUCUGGAUUAUAACAAAUAUUAUGAAAUUACCUGGAAGAAAAUAAAUAUGAACCGAUUGAACAGUUUUCACUCUUAUCGGAACCUUUAUAAAGACUAGGCGGUUUCCCUCCGGACAUUUGUUAGUGCUGCACCAAUUCACCAUAAAACCCUACAGACACACGUCAACGUCUAUAUGUAAAUAAUGUAUUCUUUAUUUACUGUUAUAUGUUUUAAUAUGUAUUUUCACAUUAUGUUUUUGUUCGAAAGUCUCAUAUGUGACGUUUUGUCUAUUUUAUUUAGGAAUACGUAUGCUCUCUCUUGAUUGGUUGCUUUAUCACGCGUUGUUUGAUUUGCAUUAUGGGUAACUGCAUGUUUGACAAUGAUAUAGGUGUAUUUAUAUUUUUACUACAAUAAGAACAAAGUAUUUUACAUUAUUUAUAAUAUAUGUACAAAAAUAAGAACAAUGUUGCAUAUUCAAUUUCAAUGUGUUGGUUGUUUUUAUCAUCGAUGAUAAUGGUGAGCACUAGUAAAUAUGGAAAUAUAUGUCAGUAUGACUGGAAAAUCGUGUAUUCUAGAUGUGAACAGGAGUGAGAUGUGUUUGUAUUAGUUGUGUGAAGUGUUGGUGAUUGUUAAAAUACCAGUGUUUAUACAAUUUGCUUUACACAGUUAUAUGAAGUGUAACGAUGACGUAAACCUCUGAUCACCGUCUUUGAGACGCAAAGUGUCAGAAUAGAGAUGAGCUGGUUUUAGUCAGUACAGGUUAAGACUAUACUUUCAGGGAUCAUUUCUAUAGUUCUUAACUAGGAAAUGUGUUUCGAAAGUGAUGCGUCUCCCAAACCACGAUGAUGAGCUUUGAUGCUUUUCUCUGAGCGUGAAUCGGAAGUAGAGUAAUGAUUCAAUUCAUAAGCUUUACAUCAUUGAUGAACGUUCCUCAAUGUGAUUUCACAGAGAGGAGGAGAAGAGUAUGAACAGAGUGGUUCUUUUUAGAGAGUUAAGAAUAGAUAUGUGGGUUUUUCAAGAUUGUCUUAUUUGGAAUUAGCAAUGAUCCAUAUGAAAUUGAGAAAGAUGUGUAUUCUAAUGAAAUUAUUCAGAUCCGCUUUGAUAUCUAGAUCUGAUUUUGAGCAUAUAUAUAUACGUAGAUUGAAAUUGUUCUAUAAAUGUUUUAAUUAAGAAAACAUUAAAAUCAGCACAAUUGAUUUCAGAUGCUUAAUAAUGAAUUAAAGAAAUUGUAGAUUUCUGUGUACACCCUAGAUAAUAAAAAUGAGUUUUAAUCACUUAUUACAAUAAACGUUGUCACAACGUAUGAAGAAGAGUUGAUGCAACAAUAAAGAUCAAUUGCCAAGAAAUAUUUCAGAAUAUGUAAGAUUUUUAAUAAAUAUCAAAUAUAUUCGGGUGAAUUAAUUUAAACAUUUGUGUGUGUGUGUGAGACAGACUUUACACGUGACACUUGAAACUUAAAUCAAAUAAGUUAUAUUUCUGCUUAACCGAUACGUUUAUUAUUAAGCGUCUGAGAAACAUUCUGUGGCACACUUCCGCGCAAAUUGUAAAAUAUUAAAUAUAGAAAAUUGUUUAAUGUUUUAUUCAAAUGAUUAAUUUCUUAAGUCACAAUUCAGUGAAGUGAAAAAAGUUUUUGAAGUAACUGAAAAAAAAAUGAAUGUUUGGUUUCAUUUUUGCAUUUACAGCAUAAGGUCUGAAAAUUGAAUUGUGAAACGUUACACUACAUGGAUCCUUAUGAUAUGAGACAUUUUGAGGCGCCUAACUGUUAGUAAAUUAAGUUUGCAGUUGAGAAUUCAGUUCUCAAUAUUCUGUACUAUAGAAUUUAAGUAUGUUACGUAUUGUGUUAUACAGUAUGGAGGAAAAGAGAAUUAUCCGAGUUUUUUUUUUUUUUUUUUUUUUUUUUUUUGGAAGGUGUUAGUAGAUUUAGUGAACUUUAAUUUUCUUAGUGUUAUUUGUUUUUCAUAUUUCUCGUUUUAUAAAGAAAAGUUACACCUGGCAUUAUUCAAUCUGCAAUUAAUUAUUAUUAUUGUAUUUUAUUUGGAUUAUUUUAAUGAGACGCAGAAAAUGCUAUUGUUGACGGUGUAACUUUUCUCAUCGCAGUUGUUAGGUUGUGUCACCAUCUUUGAGACUCAGAGUGUCAGAACAGAGAUGAGCUGGUUUUAGUCAGUACAGGUUAAGACUAUACUUUCAGGGAUCAUUUCUAUAGUUCUUAACUAGGAAAUGUGUUUCGAAAGUGAUGCGUCUCCCAAACCACGAUGAUGAGCUUUGAUGCUUUUCUCUGAGCGUGAAUCGGAUGUAGAGCAAUGAUUCAAUUCAUAUGCUUUACGUCAUUGAUGAACGUUCCUCAAUGUGAUUUUACAGAGAGGAGGAGAAGAGCAUGAACAGAGUG